Molecule: messenger RNA, 1958 nt
Organism: Hypanus sabinus (Atlantic stingray)
Lineage: Eukaryota; Metazoa; Chordata; Chondrichthyes; Myliobatiformes; Dasyatidae
Gene: armc1
Product: armadillo repeat containing 1
Exons: 7
Coding region: 230-1057 (275 amino acids)
Molecular function (GO): metal ion binding; protein binding
Source: RefSeq, a predicted model, not a curated record
GUGAAGGGCGCUGGGCAGGGCGGACCGAGCCGGUGGAUGUUCGUUCGUUGGAAGGGAUUGGAGCUGUUAUUAAAUUCAUAUCAUUCAUCUUCUCACUGUCGAUUGGGCUGGUUGUACUUUGUCAACCACUGACGAAUCGAUCAAUAAUUACCACACGUCUUAACGUAAUCGAGGAUUUAAGUGUUGGUUUUUAAAGUGCAGUACGUAUGGCAUAGUGGAUGGUGGCAUAAUGAGUGGGGAGCCUGAUGCGCUAUCAGUUGUAAACCAGCUGCAAGAUUUAGCAUCUGACCCCUUGAACAGGCGAGCGAUUGUGCAGGAUCAGGGAUGUCUGCCUGGGUUGAUCCUAUUCUUGGAUCACUCAAAUCCACAAGUUGUUUAUUCUGCACUUUUGGCUCUGCGUUACCUGGCUGAAUGUCGAUCCAACAGAGAGAAAAUGAGAAGUGAAUUAGGCAUGAUGUUGAGUUUACAAAAUGUGAUCCAAAAGACGACAACGCCUGGUGAAACUAAGAAUUUAGCAAAUGAAGUCUAUGAAAUAUUGCAGUCUUCAAGCUAUGAGGAAUCUGAUUACACAAAUGAUUAUAAUUCUCACAGGCGCAAGCCUCAGUUUUUUCUGGGAAGUACAAACAAACGUGCAAAAACAGUAACCUUACAAAUAGAUGGAUUGGAUGAUUCGUCAAGAAGAAACAUCUGUGAAGAAGCAUUGUUGAAAAUCAAAGGUGUUAUUAGUUUCACUUUCCAGAUGACUGUGAAAAGAUGUAUUGUACGAAUCCGAUCUGAUCUGAAAGCAGAGGCAUUGGCAUCUGCUAUUGCAGCAACCAAAAUUUUGAAAGCACAACAAGUGAUCAAAGAUGAGACUGGGGAGGAGAUGCUGGUUCCAUUCCAUGGUACCCCUGUUGAAGUGGAGGAAAACACAGAUUUACCUGACUACUUACCUGAGGAUGAGAGUCCAGCAAAGGAUAGUGAUAAUGCUGUUUCCCGUGUGGGGAGUAAACAAGAAGUUGGUAGUGGUUGGUUCAGUACAGCAGCAAACUUUUUAUCGCGUUCAUUUUACUGGUGACAGGAGGGAUCUGCAUCAGAGUUGGGUACUUGUAGGAUUGUGGAAACAGUUUCCCUUUGUUGUGAUGAAUUGCCAAGUGCAAUUUAUACUAAUGCAGACACUGCAGUCUAUAGAGGCUUUAUGUAUAUUUCAUCUUCACUUAAACAAGAAAUUAAGUUAUCAGCAGUAGAGAAGAUCCCUUCUGCCUUUAUCAGUGAAUUGCCUCACAAUCAUGUUUUUAUUUCUUUUACUGGGGCACAUCUGUACCAAAUAACAUCAAAACUGAAGCUUGAGUGCCCAGAAUUUGGACAGUUUCUUCUGCAGAAUCCUACGUUGGGUCUCAUAUUCAAUUCUUAAUUUUUGAAUACUGUACAGAAGACCUCUUUAUGUUAAUGUGCCGUGCAUGGAUUUCUUUUGAAUGUUACACAUUUCACUGGCAUUUAUAAAUAUUUACUGUUCAUUCAAGAUCUAAAACAUUACAUAUGCCUUAUUUUUGGUUUGGUUUUGAAAGCCUUUAUAAUUGUAGGCCUUUUCUACUUGAAUAACGAAAUACAGCAUGUUCAUUGGUGCAUUUUGUCCUUGUAACUUAAUAAUUUUCAACCAUUUCUGUGUAAAGUAGCACACUGCUCAAUGUAACUGACUUCUUGCCUUUUAAUCCAGUUUUUCAACCCAAAGUAAUAUGUUAAAGCUCGUUAACUGCACUUUGUUGCAUUGUAAGAUGAAAAUGGAUUCAAUUUUACUUUGCCAGAUAUAUAAAAAAAAAACUAUAAUUUGAUAUUUGAACGUUUUGAAGUGAAAGGUUUGUAUAGUGUUUAGUUGAAGUCUGUUACAACUUUAUUCAUGUAAUUAACAUUUAGUUUGGUAGAAUCUUAACCCAUAAAUGGAUAUCAAUUGUUUAAUUUCCAUUAAACAUUGGACUACA